Messenger RNA from Ochlerotatus camptorhynchus, 3594 nucleotides. RefSeq lists its product as uncharacterized. NCBI's taxonomy places the organism in Eukaryota, Metazoa, Arthropoda, Insecta, Diptera, Culicidae. Gene Ontology annotation, molecular function: structural constituent of chitin-based larval cuticle. The transcript has 4 exons. The record is from RefSeq and is a predicted model, not a curated record. Gene Ontology annotation, cellular component: chitin-based extracellular matrix. The coding region runs from base 900 to 2210 and encodes 436 amino acids.
UCGAUUCAAACGCAUUUUUCCUGACCCGCGGUGGCGCAAGCUCGGCUGAAAGUGUUUGCAUUUUUCUGUUUUUUCGGGAAGGAAAUUUUCUGUCGAACUACAGCGGUGCGGGUGCUCCCAUAUCCAUUCAAAAAAAAAAAAAAUUAAAACGAGUGUGUAAUAGUGGAACGGAGUGCGAAAAUUAAAAAGGGUGUGAACGCAGUGCAGUUCCGGAAGAAAACAGGUGCAAGAUCGUCAGAGAGCGAUGUUUUGAAUUCAAAUGAAAUGCCGCGAUAAAGAUCAAAUUGCAUGUGCGAGUGCGAAGUGGUGCGGUAGUAACAGGUGGGAAAUUGCAUAUGGAAGGCAGGAAAAACCUGAGCCAUAAGAAAGCGACCUCUCUCCGUCCUUUGCGCGAGCGCGACACAUUCAAUGCGCUAAUUAGUGACAAGUGAUGUAACUCGAACGGAGGAAAACCUGUGAUAUUUUUUUUUCUUUCUAAGACCAGACGCGUUACGGUUGUCGGGUGCAAGGUAAUGUGCUUGUGCAUAUGCAUGCACUUAUGAAUAAUUAGCCGAAAAAAAGUGAUCGUGCGAGUAUAACGAACUCCUCGUGCGCCGUCUGGAUCAAAUCGACUGUGAACCAAUUCCUUCCACUUGGACUGCUUCGGGCGCUUCCGCUUUUUUGGUUUCGUUAGUCGUGUGCUAGUACCUAGGUAGCUGCUAAUCAAAGUCACCUGCCUGUCUGCCUGCCUGCCUACCCACCAGGAGUGCGGCACAUCCAUCAACCGCAACAUUUUCCGACUUUUCUUGCUAAGAGCAGUACUGAAGGCAAGGCGCUCACACCCACCCACCCAUUUGCCUACCACGCUUAUUGGCAGUAGCCGUUUCGUUUACACUCGCCUGAAUUAACCGUCGACAAAAAUGGGAAAUAUUUUCAUACUGCUGUUUGGAUUUUAUCUGAUAUACCUGAAAAAGGUCAACGCAUCCUGGGGCACACUGGACAGCAACCAGUACCACAUCCAAACGGACGAAGGCCCCGAACGGUACUUCAGAUAUCAAACCGACAACGGACAGUUUCGGAAGGAGAAACGCCUCCAAGAUGGCACAGUGAUUGGAACUGAUGCCUGGAUCGAUGCCUCCGGCUACCUACGCCAGAAGGACUACAUCGCCGACGAUAAGGGCUAUCGGAUAUUGAAAUCGAAAACGGUGUUCGUCGGGAAGGAUCGGCCGAUUCAGGACGCCAUCAAAUCCGUCAAGAAUCGACCGGCCGAUUCCGGAGUCCUAGUAUCUCAGGGUCCAGCCUACCGGCCUUCACUGCCACCUGCACCGGUGGCCAUCGUGCCAACGACUCCAGCACCGAUAGCCCCACCAGUGACCCCAUCGGGCAUCAAAUCCGUCUUUAUAAGGCCUCACUCGCAGCCUGUUAGCACCAGCUAUCUGCCGGCAAAUAUUGCACGUGAUCAAUAUUUACCGCCUAGCAGACACUAUUCUACUAGCACGCCAAGGCCGGACAUCUACGUUUCCUCGAGCACGCCGUAUUCUCCGCUGUCAGGAAACGAUCUCUCCUCCACGCCGAUCGCCGUCUAUGGACCGUCCUCGACACCAUCACCGCUAGCUGAUCGUUCCGAAGCACAUCUACCUCCAUUAGUCAUCUACAAUACCGAUCCAAAACGACCGAACGACUACAAUUAUCCGACGCCACGACCAGAAGACCCCAUCUACCAAUUCAGUAAUGAUCUACUACCUCCGAGGCAUCAAUUCGUCCACCACCGAAGACGAAUCCCACAAGAUCGGAGACGUCCCGUCUACGUGGAACCUAUCGGCAUCACUUCGGCAGCUCCGUUCAUCGAGCGUGCAACGCCCGCUCCAAAACCGUCGGUUUUCCCUCUCUCCGACAACAACCUGGAACCCCAGCCAACCUUUAACCGUGAUCUCCUGGAACCCCCACCAAACUACCAGCAACAGUACCAUCAAUCAACCCGUCGCUCCGAUCAAACCUACGAUGGCGUUUCGGUGACAAACAAUGGUUUCCGAUACUAUCUACCAAGGCAGUAUCACGAGGAAGCCAACUCCGGCAGUUCGACCCGGGAUGGCAGCUUCGGCUACAUCGACCCGUUCGGUAUCCGCCGGGUGGUCUACUACAACACCGGGCCAGGUAAGGGUUUCGUCCACCGGAAGAACAACCGCUAUGUGGGCUUCAACGCGACGCCGUACGAUCCACGACCGCUGUGAGAUUGAGAGAUAAAGAGACGGAGAGAGCGAGGACCACCUCCAUCAACCGCCAAGUUUUUUUUACGCUUCCACUAACUUAUUUAUUAGCAAAAAUUUACUGUUGACUGCCUGCUAGAAGUAGGUGGCCAUAUUCGCGAUAGUAACUAGUAGAUGAACGAUUUCAACCCGGACCCGCCGACGACGGUCGCUGGCGGUCAACAAUGCUCUGCAAGGAUGUACGGGGGCGAAGUCAAUUUAUGAUUUGAUUACUGUACAGGCGUACUUUGCGUGACAGUGAAGUAGAGCAGUAUGUUAUUGAAUUCAAUCAAGCUUUGUUGUUGCACUAAUGAAGUGGACAAGCAGUGUUGACCUCGUCAGCGUCGUCGUCAUCACCGGCGCCGCCGUCCGGUGGACGGUGUGUGACAAUUUUUGAGGUGAUUUACGCAGAGCAAGAAGCGGUUUAGUCAUACGUACUGUCCGGAUUGGAUCUGGUGCUUUUAAAAUUCAAGGUCCACACCGAUCUGGACUCGCAAUGAGAGCAAUUUGCUUCAAUCACAAUUCGAAUUUCAAAUCACAAGAAUAGAAUAUAUGCAUCAAUAAUAGGCACGGGACCGAUCGAUCGGUUCUAUGUGCGAGAAGGGAGAAGUCAUUGAAAUGGAGAAUGACUUCAUUUUUUUUUCUGAGUGCGGUGAUCGAACCCCAGAUUGAUUCCAGGAAACAGUCACUCUUUUUAAGAACGUAAUAAUUACAAAUCGAAUUAAGAAUCAAACAAACGAUACAAACCCAACAAGCGCGGGUGCUACAAAGUCAAUGAGUCAGAAAAUCUCGCAGGCGCCGCGGCAUUCGAGUGAGGUCAUUUUGUCAAUGAGCCCAUCACGUUAAUUGUAGGGUACCUACCUUGGAGAGUAGCAUAUACUGAACUUAUGAGCGAAAUCCAAAUGUGCGUUUCGGUGUUCCGGUCAAACUUCACUGUUCACGGUGAAGGUCAUUAAGCCGACCGUAAGAGCUCCUACACAUUUUAUGACUGCGGUCGUGAUUAGGUUCCGUUUUCCCUCCGGAGUUUCCGUGCUGCGAGUGCGCCUUUAUGAGUGAUAUAAUUCGUUGCGUUCGAGUGGUCAAUGAUAUAGGGGCACUUGACGCCAUGUGGCGAAUUCAAUGAGCCUCUUCAUUACAGCGUGAGUCGCAGCGUGAUAGCGAUCGGCGCUAAUUGCAGUCGAAAUUGCGGAUGACAUUUUGCAUGACGGCGCAUUGCAGAAUGUAAGGUCUUUGCAUUUUCCUUAACUUAUACUUAGCGGUUUUGUUCAUUAGUCAGGUUGAACCUUGUUCCAACCCGUCUGAACCCUCGAUCCGGGUCAGAUUACAAAAUCGUGUGUCAGAAAGACGCACUUAAAAUAGUAUCUCAGCU